ACAAAUUAUUUAUUCCCUACAAUGCAAACGGAUGUUGACGAAACACUAGUGCCCAAAUGCAUAUUUCUGCUUUUUGAAAUCUGUGCAUUUUCAUAAAUUCGAAGCGUCUCGAAUGAUUCAUCAUUUGUCUUUAACAACAACAAAAAAAUAUAUAUCGAGAAGGAAGCGUUGCUAAAAGUACAUGAUAUGCAGGCCGACUGCAUUGCAAACAAAAUCAGAUCUAAUCGUGUUUUUUUUAAUAACAGCACGCAGAUUUUAAAAGUGCCAUACUGUAACACGUCGUGUUGAACAUUUCUGAAUUUAUUUGUUUUUUUGGUUAAAAAAAAAAAAUCAAACAAACAGCUUUGAUCACAGGUAUGACUCAAAGUACCAAAAAAAUCUCUUAUUGUCCCACAAAAUGUUCCAGGCCGUUACAGGACGUCUUGCCCACCGAAAAAAAGAUUUUCCCCCUAUUAGAUCAUUUUAGGAAUCUGGCUCGCGCAGCCCUUCGGCUCUCCAAGUUGAAACAGCGCGUCAUUUGCAAUGUGGAGACUGUUGAUCACCUCACUAAUUACGUCUCUCUCUUUCUGCCUCGCGCGCGCUCUCUCUCCCUCCCUCGCGCGCUCACUCCCUCUCUCUCUCUCUCUCAUUCCCAGAGUGCAUAUCGAGAAUAGACACACAAAGACAUGCGCACUCAACUUAAUCAGCCAUUUUUUUAAACAGGGCUAAAACGAUAAUAAUUAGCAGAAUAAAGACAUAUCGGAUUUUCAUUUCCUUACCUCCUUUCCCUUACCCCUCCACAACCGAAACUGCUAGGCAGUCGUCGAGACAUCUUUUACACAACCGGACCCAAAGGAUCGACUCUUACUGUAGUACUUACGCUUUUUCCAAUAAAGUUGGAGGAUUAUUGUUACAUUUUUUUUAUUUUUAUCCUUUUUGUUACCUACUCGCGCUACCAUUGGAUGUGAUUUUCUUCAGAAAAGCAAAUAUCAAGAGAAGAAGCGGAGGGAACUGCGGGGGAAGAAAGUCCCUGACAGGCUGGAUGAAAUGAGAUCCCCAUGUAGCGAUUACCAUGGAAACUUGUGAUUCCCCUUCUCUCUCAAGGCAGGAAAAUGGGCAGCAGAUAUCAAAGCUACGUGAGACGACACAUCUUGAUAAUGAGGUGCCAGAGAAAGUCCCUGGGAUGGAGCCUGACAAGGAAAACAGCCCUGCGGAUGACAACCUGAGGACGGAGGAGAGCCGUCGAGAGAUCGUGUUGGGAUUGAGCACGGAGAAUGCGAUAGGUGCGGCCACUAAAGAGAUCCCCUGCAACGAAUGUGCCACUUCCUUCUCGAGUUUACAAAAAUACAUGGAGCACCACUGCCCGAACGCUCGCCUUCCUCUUCUGAAGGACGAGAAUGAGAGCGAGGUCAGCGACCUUGAGGACAGCGAUGUAGAGAACCUGACAGGAGAGAUAGUUUACCAGCCAGAUGGCUCAGCUUUUAUUCUUGAGGACUCCAAAGAAGGUGGCCAGAAUGCCCAGUCAGGGGUCAAAAGCCUCUUCUCCCCAGCACUGUUUUCAAACUCCCAAACUGCUGCCGGGGACAAGACUGAGCAGUCGGCCACAACCCCCAUGUCCUUUUAUCCACAAGUGAUCAAUACCUUUCACAUCGCUUCAUCCCUCGGGAAACCAUUUACGGCCGAUCAGGCUUUCCCAAAUACCUCAGCAUUAGCAGGAGAUGGUCCUGUGUUGCACAGUUUCCGUGUCUACGAUCUCCGACACAAGAGUGAUAAAGACUAUCUUACCAUUGAUGGCGCAGCCAAAAACUCCUGUGUGUCCAAAGAUGUUCCAAACAAUGUGGACUUGUCUAAAUUUGAUGGUUGCAUUAGUGAUGGGAAAAGGAAACCUAUUCUGAUGUGUUUCUUGUGCAAGUUGUCUUUUGGUUAUAGUAGGUCAUUUGUAACCCAUGCUGUGCAUGAUCAUCGGAUGACCCUCAAUGAGCAGGAGCAAAAGCUCCUUAGUAAUAAAUAUGUCUCUGCCAUCAUACAGGGCAUUGGUAAAGACAAAGAACCUCUUAUAAGCUUUCUGGAACCAAAAAAAAACAAUUCUGUGUUACCACACUUUUCUACUGCAAACUUUAUGGGCCCUGAUCCAGGCAUUCGCAGCCUGUGGAACACCUUUCACAUGGAAAACGGUGAUUCCCUGCAGGCUGGUUUCGCCUUCCUGAAAGGAAGUGCCAGUUUGGCAUCUUCUGCAGACCAGUCGCCCAGGAGUGCCCAGAUGCCAAAGGCUGAACUAAACCUCGGGGUUGCGGCCACCUCAGCACGCAAGUCCCCUGUCGGCUCCGUGUCUCUCCAGCGUUCGUCGCCAGGGGCUGGGUGCAGGGAUCAGGAGAGCAACUGUGAACGGCAGAAGGACGUUAGCACUUUGCAUGCCAAUGGUGAGCUCCCCAUCAAAAGCGAGCCCAGAGAUGCGGCCGACGCCGAGGAGGACGAAGACAUGUAUUUGAACGAGCUCGAUGACGAUGGCGUUUGUGAACUUGGGGAUAGUACCAGUAGCAAAGAUUUCCCUCUCUUAAACCAAAGCAUUUCUCCUUUAUCGUCCAGUGUGCUAAAAUUUACUGAAAGGGGUACUACUUCCUCUGUGACUGUUGCCAAUGACCUAGAGAAGACAAAGCAAGCUGCUGCCGGCUUGGACUACAGCAAUGACUCCAUGAGCGGAGGCAGCAAAGACGGCUGCGACUCCAAUGGCGGCAGGGAUGGCAGUCCGCCAUCUCUUCCUCUCGACAUGAUACGGCGAGACGACGAAAGCCCAGGCCCUCUGCACCAGCAUGCUGCCACUCCCAGCACCCCUGGCACCCCCGGCCCAGGAGAGGGCUCUCCUGGAAGUGGAAUUGAAUGCCCCAAGUGUGACACUGUCUUAGGUUCCUCGCGUUCACUUGGUGGUCAUAUGACCAUGAUGCACUCACGGAACUCCUGCAAGACGCUGAAAUGCCCCAAAUGCAAUUGGCACUACAAGUACCAGCAGACCCUGGAUGCUCACAUGAAGGAGAAGCACCCAGAGUCUGGAGGCUCUUGUGUCUAUUGCCGCACGGGCCAGCCUCACCCUCGACUUGCCCGGGGUGAGAGCUACACGUGCGGCUACAAGCCUUUCCGCUGCGAGGUGUGCAACUACUCCACAACCACCAAAGGCAACCUUAGCAUACACAUGCAGUCGGACAAGCACCUCAACAAUGUGCAGACGCUGCAGAACGGAGGAACGGAAGCCAUCUACAACCACGCUGCUCCUGUGUCCAACGCCACCCUGACCGGUUGCGGCACGCCCUCACCCUCCAAGCCUAAACAGAAACCCACAUGGCGAUGCGAGGUCUGCGACUAUGAGACCAACGUGGCUCGCAAUUUGCGCAUCCAUAUGACAAGUGAGAAACACAUGCACAACAUGAUGCUUCUUCAGCAGAACAUGAAGCAGAUCCAGCACAACUUGCAUCUGGGCCUGGCGCCGGCCGAGGCCGAGCUCUACCAGUACUACCUGGCCCAGAACAUCGGGCUCACCGGUAUGAAACUGGAGAACCCUUCAGACCCACAGAUGAUGAUCAACCCCUUCCAGCUUGACCCUAGCACUGCUGCAGCUCUGGCUCCUGGUCACGUAAAUAAUGAGCUGCCUGCGGAGCUGCGUCUUGCGAGUGGUCAGCUAAUGGGUGAUGACCUGUCCGUCCUCUCUGCUGGGGAGCUGUCACCUUGCAUCAACGACCCGCUGCUGAAGCUCUUCCAGUGCGCGGUGUGCAACAAAUUCAGCUCUGACAGCCUGGAGGCCCUCAGCGGGCACGUGGCAGCGGAGCGAUCGCUUCCGGAAGAGGAGUGGAGGGCUGUGAUGGGAGAUGUCUACCAGUGCAAGCUGUGCAACUACAACACACAGCUCAAGGCCAAUUUCCAGCUCCACUGCAAGACAGACAAGCACAUGCAGAAGUAUCAGCUGGUGGCCCACAUCAAGGAAGGUGGCAAAGCCAACCAGUGGCGUCUCAAGUGCAUUGCAAUCGGCAACCCUGUGCACCUGAAGUGUAACGCCUGCGACUACUACAGCAACAGUGUGGAGAAGCUGAGACUGCAUGCGACCAACCAGAGGCACGAAGCGGCGCUGAAGGUCUACAAGCACUUGCAAAAACAAGAGAGUGCGUGUAACUCGGAGUCCUGCUACUACUACUGCGCGUUGUGCGACUACUCCAGCCGAGCCAAGCUGAACCUGCUGCAGCACCUCCGUUCGGUCAAGCACCAGCAGAGCGAAGGCCUCCGCAAGCUGCAGCUGCACCAGCAGGGCCUUCCUCCCGAUGAAGACAACCUCGCCGAUAUAUUCUUCGUCAAGGACUGCCCUCCGAACGAAUCCGAAGAACCAGGUGAAGACAGCGAGGAAUCCCCACGAGCCUCCUCAUUGGCCGCGGCCGAGGACAAAGACUCGAGCAAGAGGGACGCCAUAGAAGGCAACACAACAGAGAAGGACUCCAGAAUUAAUACACUGGCUAAGGAAACCCUGGGGACUGCUACAGCAGGGAAGCGGUCGCUUCAGCAGGAGAAAGAAAAUGACACUCCACCCAAGAGGCCCAAAUCAGCUGAAGAGAAGACGCUGUCCAAUGAGCAGGUGCAGCAGUGCCCGUACUGUAAUUACAGUAACAAGGAUGCAAACCGUUUACAGCUGCACAUCAUGUCCCAGCAUUCCAUGCAGCCUGUCAUCAGCUGCCCCUUGUGUCAGGAUGUCCUCAGCAACAAGAUUCACUUGCAGCUGCAUCUCACCCACCUCCAUAGUGUGGCUCCAGACUGUGUGGAGAAGUUAAUUAUGACAGUCGCGGGCCCAGAUGUUACAGUGCCCAAUUCCUUGCUGUCUACAUCAUUACAAGACAAAGUCCCAUCUUUGAUGGAUUCUUCAGCUGUUAUCCCUGAGGGAUCUGGAAAGCCCAUGGGAAACAGCUCUAAGGAUUUGAAAAACAGCAUAGGCCAAGACAAAAGUGAGGUUGAACUUGCCAAUGAGGAACUCAAACCACCAAAGGAGGCUGCUGAGGCCCCUGACUGGAAGAAAGCAAGUGGUCAAGACAGGAAAAGCCCAGACUCCCUGCAGGAGCAUCUAACUGACCUGCAGAAGCGGCAGCAGCUAUCAGUCUCUGAUCGCCACGUCUACAAAUACCGCUGCAACCAUUGCAGCCUGGCUUUCAAGACUAUGCAGAAGCUUGAGAUACAUUCCCAGUACCAUGCCAUCCGUGCAGCCACAAUGUGCAGUCUGUGCCAGCGCAGCUUCAGGACAUUCCUUGCCCUUCGAAAGCAUUUGGAGACUGGUCACCCUGAGCUGACUGAAGCAGAAGUACAGCAACUCUGUGGGAACCUGCCCCUAAAUGGAGACAUUGCUGAAAGUGAGAUGCGGGCUCUGGAAGAGGCACAAGCCUUUGAGCAUGAUCUAGACAAAGAUGAGGAACUUGACCAAGAAGGCAAGGCUAGCCCAACAGGAAGUGACAGCAGCUCCUUGCUUGAUGACAUGGGCUCAGAGCCAAAGCGGACCUUGCCUUUUAGGAAAGGACCAAAUUUCACCAUGGAAAAGUUUUUAGACCCCUCACGUCCAUACAAAUGCACAGUAUGCAAGGAGUCAUUCACCCAAAAGAACAUUCUCCUUGUUCACUACAAUUCUGUCUCACAUUUGCAUAAGCUAAAGAAAGUAAUCCAAGAGGCCUCAAGCCCAGUUCCCCAGGAGACCAGCAACAAUGUUGACAACAAACCAUACAAAUGCAAUAUAUGUAACGUUGCUUAUAGCCAAAGCUCAACCCUGGAGAUUCACAUGAGGUCUGUACUUCAUCAGACAAAAGCACGAACCGCCAAAAUGGAGAGCAGUACUAGUACUGGGGGUGGUAGCAGUGGAAGUUCUACAUCUAAAAGCCCUGUUCCACUCAAUCAGGGAAUUGCAGAUUCUGCAAAUGCACCAGUACCCUCUAACAAAGAAAACACUGUAGAUGCCAAAGACGUUACCAUGAAACAAACUACUGAUCACAUCCAUGUGCAGCCUACCCACCCACCAACCCAGUCACCAGCACAGCUUCAGAUGCAACUGCAGCAUGAGCUCCAGCAGCAAGCUGCGUUCUUUCAGCCACAGUUUCUCAAUCCAGCUUUCUUCCCACACUUCCCAAUGACACCAGAGGCCCUACUGCAAUUCCAGCAGCCCCAGUUCCUCUUCCCAUUCUACAUCCCUGGUGCAGAAUUUAACAUUAGCCCUGAGCUAGCAUUGCAUUCAGCUGCAUUUGGGAUGCCUGGUAUGACUGGAUCAUUCCUGGAAGAUCUGAAGCAGCAGAUGCAGCAACAACAUCAGCUGGGCCAACAGCAACAGCUCCAACUUUCUCAGCAGCAAGCUCAACAGCAGGCCUCCCAGUCUCAAAUGCAGCAGAAAGCACAGCAGCAGAGUCACAAGCUAAAAAGCGAGUCCAACCACAUUGCCCUGUCUGAGAUUCAGAUGUCCAGAGAUGCCGAAGAGCACCUAGAAAAGCAGGAAAGCAAAGCAAAGCUGGAUAUAGCUAAUGAUAUUGACAGUGCAAAAGACACUAAAGACUCAAGAAAGCCAAAGUUUUCUGAACCUCUAAUUCCUCCACCACGCAUCAUCUCAGGAGCUAGAGGAAAUGCUGCUAAAGCACUACUUGAGAACUUUGGCUUUGAAUUGGUUAUACAGUACAAUGAGAAUAGACAAAAAACCCAGAAAAAGAAUAGAGAGGAAGAGCUGACUGACAAACUGGAGUGUGGGCUGUGUGGAAAGUUCUUUUCCAACAUGCUUAUUCUCAAAAGCCAUCAGGAACAUGUGCAUGGGCAGUUCUUUCCAUAUGUGGAGCUGGAAAAGUUUGCACAGCAGUAUAGGGAGGCAUAUGACAAGCUGUAUCCUAUAAACCCAGCAUCUCCAGAAACACCCCCACCACCUCCACCACCACCUCCUCCUCCUCCUCCUGCUCCAGUGACCACUCUCUCUGCCACUACAUCUGUAGGAAAAUCGCAGACACCAUCACCUGCACCUCUACAAACUCCUCAGCAAGCCCCACCACCACCUCCACCACCACCGCCGCCGCCGCCUCCACCACCCACUGCACCUCCUCAAGUGCAGCUCCCUGUUUCUCUUGACAUGCCAAUUUUCCCACCACUGAUGAUGCAAUCAGUGCAGCACCCUGGGCUACCCCCACAGCUUGCGCUGCAGCUUCCAACAAUGGACUCUUUAUCUUCUGACCUCACACAGUUAUGUCAACAACAACUGGGACUGGAUCCAAACUUCCUGCGGCAGUCUCAGUUCAAGCGUCCUCGCACCAGAAUCACAGACGAUCAGCUAAAAAUCCUCCGUGCUCAUUUUGACAUCAAUAAUUCUCCCAACGAAGAACAGAUUCAAGAAAUGGCAGAUAAAUCUGGCCUUCCACAGAAAGUCAUAAAGCACUGGUUCCGCAAUACACUCUUCAAAGAACGUCAAAGAAGCAAAGAUUCCCCUUACAAUUUUAACAUUCCACCCAUGACCACACUGGAAGAUAUCAGACUUGAAUCCCAAGUGAACAUGCUAGAGUACUACAGAACUGAUGCUACAACGAACAAAAGGUCAUCAAGAACACGUUUCACAGAUUAUCAACUGCGAGUACUCCAAGAUUUCUUUGAUACCAAUGCUUACCCCAAGGAUGAUGAAAUUGAGCAGCUCUCAACGGUACUCAACCUGCCAACACGAGUGAUUGUGGUGUGGUUCCAAAAUGCCCGUCAGAAGGCCCGCAAGAGCUAUGAGAACCAAACAGAUAUGAAGGACAGUGAAAAAAAAGAACUGACAAAUGAACGAUACAUUAGGACCAACAACAUGCAGUACCAAUGUAAGAAAUGCAGUGUCAUUUUCCCCCGAAUUUUUGACCUUAUUACUCACCAGAAGAAGCAGUGCUACAAAGAUGAGGAUGAUGAAGCUGAAAAUGAAAACCACUCAGAGGAAUUCAUAGAGAACAAUGAGCAAAGUUCAAUAAAGCCAACAGAGUCAGCAAAAAACUCUGUUUUAACCGCAAGCAGCUCUGGAUCAAGCUCUCCCUUAAUGCCUUCACCUCGACCUGAUGUAGGGAAGUCCUCACCCAAACCUGAGCUCCUCCAUGAAAAAACUAAAUUGGGAGAAAUUUCCUCUUUACAAACCCCCAAGAACCUAAAUGAGUUAAAAUCUUCCAAGGCUUCAACCCCACAACCUCCACUACAAAAAUUACCUCAACCACAAAUGUCAAGACCCCAUUCGCAGCCCCAGUCUACAACUGUCCCAUCAAGUCCUCUUUCUAUUGCACUGUCCUCUCUUAACAAUAGCCUACCACCUCAAAUGUUACAGUACCACUGCGAUCAGUGCAAAAUUGCUUUCCCAACAGUAGAGCUGUGGCAGGAGCACCAGCACAUGCAUUUCCUGGCUGCCCAGAACCAAUUCUUACACUCACAGUUUUUAGAAAGGCCACUGGAUAUGCCCUAUAUGAUCUUUGAUCCAAAUAACCCUCUUAUGACUGGGCAACUGCUGUCUGGAGCCCUAUCCCAGAUUCCAACUCCAAGCAACUCUGGCCUUGCUGUGAACUCUAACUCUGUGAAACGUAAAUUAGAUGAAAAAGAGGAUGGAUCUCAUGAAAAAGAUGGCGUUAAUAGUGCAGAAGAUCAGCACAGAGAUAAACGUCUUAGAACUACUAUUACUCCAGAACAACUUGAGAUCCUAUAUGACAAAUAUUUGCUUGAUUCAAACCCAACAAGAAAGAUGUUAGAUCAUAUUGCUCGAUAAGUUGGCCUGAAGAAAAGAGUGGUCCAGGUAUGGUUUCAGAACACCCGAGCCAGAGAGAGGAAGGGACAGUUUAGAGCAGUUGGGCCCUCUCAGACUCACAAAAAGUGUCCCUUCUGCAGAGCACUGUUCAAGGCCAAGUCAGCUCUUGAUAGCCACAUUCGUUCAAGACAUUGGCAUGAAGCAAAACAGGCAGGCUUUAGUUUGCCCCCAAGUCCAAUGAUGCCUCAAGAUGAAGGAGGUCAAAGUCCCAAUAAGUAUAAUUUUGUUGACUAUCUACAAAUGACCACAAAGACUGAGAUGAAUGACAGUGAGCCUCCAACUGCAUCUUCCACUCCAGUUAAACCUUCCGAGAUGGCACUAAAACAUGUAUUGAGCUUACCAUCUGUAAAAGCAGAACAUAGUGAUGAAUUUGAGGGGCUUAACUUGAGCUCUGCAGAGGCCUCUUUUGAUGCCAACAAAAUUGACUUUGAUGAGACCUCCUCAAUUAACACAGCGGUGAGUGAUGCUACAACUGGAGAUGAGACCAAUAAUGAAGUUGAGAAUCUCACAAUAAAUGGAGGUGAAAAAAUGAUUGAGAACAGAAUGAGUCUAGCACAAAUCUCUGACAUAAAUGAUGAUAGAAUCCCUUACAACAUGGUUAGUCCAGCAUUAAGUUUCUCUGGCAAUGAAUUCUUCAGUUCCAGAGAUGAUGAACUAGAUGAUAAUGCAGACAAGAGUGAGACUUCAAGUCUGGCUGAUCCAAGUUCACCCAGCCCAUUUGGAGGUUCAAAUCCCUUCAAGUCUUCAAAAGCUGGUGGAGAGAGACCAGGCCACAAACGUUUUAGAACCCAAAUGAGCAACCUACAGCUAAAAGUCCUAAAGGCUUGCUUCAGUGAUUACCGCACACCUACUAUGCAAGAGUGUGAAAUGCUGGGCAAUGAAAUAGGACUCCCAAAACGCGUUGUGCAAGUCUGGUUCCAGAAUGCCCGUGCAAAAGAAAAGAAGUUCAAAAUAAACAUUGGAAAGCCAUUCAUGAUAAGCCAGGGCUCCCCAGAUGGGCCAAGGCCGGAGUGUACAUUAUGUGGCGUGAAGUAUACAGCCAGACUUUCGAUUCGUGAUCAUAUCUUCUCGAAGCAGCACAUUGCGAAAGUGCAGGAAACCCUGGGCAACCAGGUUGAUCGAGAAAAAGACUAUCUUGCACCUACCACUGUCCGCCAGCUUAUGGCUCAACAAGAACUUGACCGUUUGAAGAAGGCAACCGAUGUACUCAACUUGCCAGCCCAGCAGCAACCUGCAGUGGACAAUAAUGCACUUCAUGGCCUUAGCCUGCCAACUGCCUACCCAGGAAUAUCUGGUCUCCCACCAGUGCUUCUUCCUGGUGUCAAUGGGCCAUCCUCCCUUCCAGGUUUUCCACCAAAUACACCUGCUUUAGCGUCUCCUGGUGCUGGCAUGCUUGGGUUCCCUACUCCAGCCACCCCUUCUCCUGCCAUGUCUCUCAGCAGUACCCCAACCAAGACUCUUCUUCAGACACCUCCUCCUCCUCCUCCUCCUCCUCCUCAACCCGCCGCACUUCCUCUUCCUCCCACUCCUUUGGCAGCAAAUCAGACUGAGCAGCACAUAAAAGAAUCUGAGAAAGACAAGAAGUUAGAGAAGCCCAAGGUGAAAGAAAGAGAAGCCGACACUGCCCGUCCCGAGACCCCAGUUGUGAAGAAAAGGGAAAAGCCCUCGCCGCCACUUUCGAUGCUAGGAAAAUUGGGAAGUGAGACCCAGAUGGAUCCAGCACAACUGCAAGCACUUCAGAAUGCCAUUGCUGGUGACCCAGGCUCCUUCCUAGGGGGACAGUUCUUGCCUUAUUUCAUCCCUGGCUUUGCAUCUUGCUUCUCACCCCAACUUCCUGGCGGAGUGCAGGGGGGAUACUUCCCUCCUCUGUGUGGAAUGGAGAACCUGUUCCCCUACGGCCCUGCAAUGCCGCAGGCUAUUGCUGGGCUUUCUCCAACUGCCCUGCUGCAGCAGUACCAACAGUACCAGCAGUCCCUCCAGGAUUCCUUACAGAAGCAGCAUCAGCAGCAGCAGAAACAAAGUGAACUGCAGCAGAAAACGCCCCCUAUGAAGUCAACGAGUGCACAGAGCAACUCUCUCAAACCAAAAGAGGCUAUUGAAACUAAGGAUGAUAAAGGCUCUUCAACAGAAAGCACAAAUGAAGAUCCCCAAACGAAUACCAAAAGUUCAGGCUUUCCAGAUGCAUUUAUCGUUCCGUCCAUCAAACACGAGUUUAUAUGCAGAAAGUGCCAGAUGAUUUUCGCUGAUGAAGACUCAGCAGCUCGCCACCAGAAGUCCUUCUGUUACUUUGGUCACCCGUUUAUCGAUCCGCAAGAGACAGUGCUUCGCAAGGCCGUGAGCAAGUACAAUUGCGUAGCCUGCAACGUGUCCGUCAGCGGGAACGAAGCACUUGGCCAACACCUUCAGUCGAGCUUGCACAAAGAGAAAACAAUCAAACAAGCAAUGAGAAAUGCCAAAGAGCAUGCUAGAUUAUUACCUCACUCAGUCUGCUCCCCUUGUCCUAACACCACAUCUACCUCGCAGUCUGCAGCUUCUUCUAAUAACACCUUGCCUCAUCUCUCUCACUUGUCCAUGAAGUCCUGGCCAAAUAUUCUUUUCCAGGCCUCAGCCAGGAAAGCUGCUUCCUGCCCAUCUGCUUCUCCUCCUCCCCUUUCCUUGCCUUCAACGGUUACCUCAACUUCGUGCAGCACCUCAGGGGUUCAAACCUCACUACCCACCGAAAGUUGUUCAGACGAGUCUGACAGUGAGUUAAGCCAGAAGCUGGAUGACUUAGAUAACGCGUUGGAAGUCAAGGCUAAGGCGGCGUCCGGCCUAGAUGGCAAUUUCAGUAGUAUCAGAAUGGAUAUGUUCAGUGUGUAGGUGUGAAAAACGGAUCCCUUGCUUAAACGAAAAAAGACUUUUAACUGCAGUUCCAAAGUUUCUCUAACCCAAAAAAUUACAGUACCAAAAGAUUGACUCAGGAUUGUUUUUCCCAUAUUGAUAUGCUGGCAAGAAAAUGAUUGAUUUUUGUUAUGGACAGAACUGUUGCAGAUGCUUGACUGAGCUUAUAUUGUAUACAAAAAAAACAUGGAAUAGGAAAACUCUCACAAGUUCUUUUGGAGCUUGAUUCAAGCCAAAAAUUCUCACGAUAGCAAAUUGCACCUCAGCUGGAUUGAUUUCCAAAUGCUAGCAUGUACUGUAUGGGAUAAUGAUCCAGAACUUUCAAAGAGAAUUUCUCUUAGUUUAGUUAGGUGUAAUUCAGUAGCUUUAAAUUCUCAGGUCAGAACAUAACAUUUCUCAUUUGUUGAAACAGCAACGAAGCCUGCUUAUAAAUGGCUUUUACCAAAACAUGUCAAGCUUUAUUGGAGGCAUUUCCUUGAUGUGUGUAGUGUACCAAGAGACAAUAUAACUGUUACAGGACAACGCGCAUAUCCUUUUAGUUUGCCCUACGAGAGAGUAUGCUUUUACCACUGAGGGAAUUUAGAAUGGUGAAUUCAUGUGUAUGCCCCUGUGUUUGCCAGUUUGUAUUGCCACAAGCUGUAUUUAUAUACAACACCCUUUUUUCUUGUAGAAUAUACUAAUAAUCUGUGCCAACUCUUACCUUCUUUCUUUUACCUCUCAUCACUCCCUUUUCUGAAGAGGUAAUAAUUCUAGUUUUGAUAGACUCUUGAACAUUAUGUGAAUAGGACAUUUUUUCAUUUGUGAAUUGCUAUACUGUUACGGUACUUGCUUGUGUCUGGACUAUAGUGCACUUAUUUGAUUUCAUUUUUUUUUUUUUUUUUUUUUUUUUUUAUUAUUAUUAUUAUUUGAGGUAGGCCAUGUCUUAAUUUAAUAGAUAUCAGUUUUUCUGUGUUUGUUUGUUCAUUUGUUUGAAUUAUUAUUUGUGUGUAGUUCAGCAGCAGAUUGGUCCACAUUUGUUAGACGUUUCAAACCUAACAAUCCAGAGACAUUUAACAAUUGGUGCAUCCAUGAAAGUAGUACUGUAUACUUGAAAAAGUGCAAGUUGGACAAAAUGUGUUGAAAAAUGGUAUAAACAUUUGCUUCUUUUAAACAAGAAAGCUGCUUUUUUAAAAGGGGGACAAAGCAUUUGUUUUAUAAUUUUUUUUUCUUUUCCUGUACUUCUGUAGAACUGAACACAGUGUUACCCCUAUACACUGCCAUAUAGUGGAUAGGCUGUUUCUUCCAUUCUACUUUGGGCACUUCUGUUAAUGUCAUGAACAUAGACCAUUUUCCAUCAUAUUUAGUGAUACUUGGAUUACAAAGUAUUAUCUUAUGACGUUAUGCUGCUACUGUGUAAUGUUUUUUUUUUUUUGUUUGUUUGGUUUUGUUCAUUUUUUUCUAAAUCGCUUGCCAUACAUUUUCUGCUUCCUACUAGACAGAAUACUGAUUCAUCACAAAGUACAUUGCUUUUACUAUUUUUAUUUCAUUUUCUUUCAUUUUUGGCUGUGUAACUUAAAGAAUGUGAACGCUGUCAAGGGUGUUUAAUUUUUACGAAUCACUUUCUGGUUUGAUACAGUUGGACAAUGUGAUUCAUUCCAAAGUAACAGAAGGCUUAAUGUAUGAAAGUUAAAAGGCUCGUGAACAAAGAAAGCUAAGCUGUUGUACAUAUUCGUAGUUGGCUGUGCAUGGUACAAAUUUAUUAAUAUGAAGAAAUGCAAAAAUGUAUUGCUUUUGGUAUUCCUAUUCUGAGAUGAACAAGUAGCAUGUAAUGCAACUGUUUGACAGGUUAAAUCAAAUCAUGCUUAAAAAUUGUUUCAAACGAUGAAAUUAAGUAACAUUUCAUUUUACUUUAUAUUGCUGUACAGGUGUUUUUUCUGUUUAAGGUAAAAUGUCACAGUUUUUAAUUCUCUUUUUUGUGGACUUUUUAAUGUUCUUAUUUGGAUUUUUAAUAUUUUAACGCUUAUUUUAAUCCUGAAGACACUUUUUGAUUGUGUUUCACAAGAGACAUCUUUGCCUCCUAAGGUGCAAUCCUGCCUCUGUCCAAAACAUGAGCGACUGUCCUGAUUCCAAAGGCUUUUAGAACUCGGCUUUUGCCUUUCCCUGAAUGUGGAACAGCAUUUAGAGACUGAGCUGUCAGCUAGCACCGUGCGCUAAGGUGUUAGCCUGGACCAGAAUGCUUCCCACACAAAGGACUGGUAAAGCAAAAAAAAAAAAAAAAAAAAAAAACAAAAAAAAAAAAUUAAAAAUUAAAAAAAAAAAAAAAAAAAAAAAAAAAAAAAAAAAAAGGGAAAAUACAAAAACAAAGGAUGGUCCAAUAAUGUAAUUGUACAUAAAUGUUGCAACUGCACAGCAGCCAAAAAACCUUUCUACGGAUGGAUAGUGUCAAGCAUAGGAGGACAACCUUCUAAAGGUUGAUAUUAGGAUUGUUCUUCUGGAUAUCAAAGGGAUGAUCAAGGCGUAAUCAUAUUCUACACAAUACGUACUUUCAACGCCUGGGUAACAUAGGAAAUGCACCCCAAGGUUUUAAUAAAAAAAGAUGCCCCUAUGGCGAAAACUUUAAAUAAACUAAACCAAAAAUGUUAUUGAUGUUUUAUAUAUAGAGAGUAGUCUCAUUAGUUUUUGUUACUGUAAUGUUUGAGGUCUCAGCUGUACCGUAUUACGGUAAUAACAUGGUUUUGAAACUUUUUUAUUUUGUCACAGACCUGUUGUCAUAGUUGAAAUGACGUUUAUUGUAGAUGGUAUUUGAACAACUUCUUCUGGAAAUAGUUCAUCAAGUAUGUUUGUUGCUCAUUGUUGUGAUACAUUAAAAACUGUAUCUGCAAACCA
Molecule: messenger RNA, 14515 nt
Organism: Puntigrus tetrazona (Sumatra barb)
Lineage: Eukaryota; Metazoa; Chordata; Actinopteri; Cypriniformes; Cyprinidae
Gene: zfhx4
Product: zinc finger homeobox 4
Exons: 10
Biological process (GO): regulation of transcription by RNA polymerase II
Cellular component (GO): nucleus
Molecular function (GO): RNA polymerase II cis-regulatory region sequence-specific DNA binding; DNA-binding transcription factor activity, RNA polymerase II-specific; zinc ion binding
Source: RefSeq, a predicted model, not a curated record